AUGGCACCAGAAACGGAUGCAAGCUGUGAUGCUUCUGCUCCGCAUGCCAGUGAUCUGGAGGGCGACAUGUUCUCGCCACGGCAAUGUCCGUCGCUGCAUGAGCUUGGCCUUUCGCAGCACUUGGUCCGGGCUAUCAGGAGCCUGUACGACAACACUGGUUCGUUGGAAAAGCGUCGGUGGUUGACGCGGCCAGUCCGACAGUACCGUACAACCCUUGGCGCGAAGGGCAGCGAUGCCUUCGCUGGAGAGAGCUUGACCGAAAGUUCAUUCGAUGGUCAACUGGAGAAUGUUGAAGCCCGAAGGCCAUCUACACCGGUUGGCGGCUGUGUCAGCCGGUCUCGGCCCUCCUCGGCAUUUCGAGUUGGGGGUCCACCUGGGGUGGCUUCGAGGCCUGCUUCAGCAAACAAGGUGUCGCGAGGAAUGGGACCUCGCCUGUGGGCGCCAGGUGCACCAUAUGAUUCGUGCCGAUCGCGACGACCAUGGUCUGCACGCAGUAGCCAGACUUCGGCUACUAGUCUGGGUGGGUCAACCAAGGGGCUUGCUCAGUAUAUGCCCGAAGGACAGGAGCCUUGUGGUGCAUGCGACUGCACUGUCGAUUCCACCUGCUUCAAUUGCAUGUGCUCCAUGGCGGAGCCGCCUCUUCUCCGAAGACAGGGGAGGAGACCCAGCGAUUUGCUUCUCAUGCAUCGUUCUGCGAGUGCAAGGCGUCGGCCUGCCUCUCGGCCCGCCGGUGUGACACAGGCAGACGAGCUGCAACCAGGUCGUGAUGUACAAGCUCGCCAGAUGAAGCAGGCUCGCAUUCGCGACUGGUUGGCCAGGAAGGAAGCUGAGCUCGAGGUAAGACGUCGGCAAAGACAGGACGAGGAGAUGUUGCAGCAGCAGAAGAAACAGAUGGAGGUGUCGCAGAAGGACAGACAGGAGGCAGAGCUGCAGCGCCAGCGCAGUGGUCGUCUCCGGUUUGCUGCGCGACGUCGCCAGGAGAUGGACCUGGAGCUUCAACAGCACCGAGCUUGCCCUCUGUCUGCCCGUGAGCCGCGUGAGAACCGAGAUUUCCAGGCAGUGAAAGGCCGUACACUGGCUGCGUACGCAACGCCUCGACCUGGAUCGCAGAGAAGGGAACGGCCUGGCAGCGCCCCUCGCUGCACGGCAAUCUUCAGGCCAGUUGGCUACGUCGAAGACCGACGCAGCGAGUUGGACCAUGGAGGUGAUCUUGCUGGGCAGCGAGGGCCUGCCCGAGGGCUCGGUCCUGUCAUUGAAGUGGGGCGACUUGAAGCGACAAGCGCCUGUGUCCCAAACAGGGCAGCACUUUCGCUUCAACGAUUCGCCAGCGCAGCCGCUGCAAAUGAAGGUGGAGGUGCUGACCCCGCUGGCGCCUGCCCAGAUGGAAACCUUCGAGGUUGCUUUUGA
Molecule: messenger RNA, 1407 nt
Organism: Symbiodinium necroappetens
Lineage: Eukaryota; Dinophyceae; Suessiales; Symbiodiniaceae
Source: the annotation of a GenBank genome assembly